Molecule: messenger RNA, 1421 nt
Organism: Aplosporella prunicola CBS 121167
Lineage: Eukaryota; Fungi; Ascomycota; Dothideomycetes; Botryosphaeriales; Aplosporellaceae
Exons: 1
Coding region: 124-1107 (327 amino acids)
Cellular component (GO): catalytic step 2 spliceosome; post-mRNA release spliceosomal complex; Prp19 complex
Source: RefSeq, a predicted model, not a curated record
ACUCCUUCUCACCACUACUACCAGAUACUAUACCCAUCCACACGACGACAACUCCCACGACCGACGCAACUGCGGCUCGCGCUACCCAAUUCUCUGGCCCCGUUUCUCCUCACACUGCACGCCAUGUCUACCGCCCAGAAACGCAAGACGUCGCUCUCGGGCGGCGCUCUCGAAGAAGAGUCCGCGAAACGCCGCUUCGUUGAGACUGAAUCCGCCCCGCCACCAGAAGACGUCGCGCCAGACGCCGCCGCAGAAGACGCCGCUUCCGCAACAGACGCAAACACUACUACUACCGCCAACGACACCUCUUCCACCACCACCACCACCACCACCACCACCACCACCGCACCCGCAGCCUCCUCCAGCAGCAGCAGCGCCGCGAACCGGCUCUCCCGCUUCAAAGCCCUGCAAGCACGACAAGCAGCAUCACGGACGCAAAACCUGAAAGACUCGUCGGCAGAAGCCGCACGCGCAUCAAUCGACCCGAGCGCGCUGACAGCAGCACAGCGCAAGCACGCGAUCGCGACGCACAAGCUGCUAAAAGCGGAAGCAGCAGACGCAGGCGAGGACUUUGAGCGCAAGCGCGCCUGGGACUGGACGGUCGAGGAAAGCGAACGCUGGGACAAGCGCGUGGCCAAGAAGGAAAAACACCGCCAAGACGUCGCCUUCGCCGACUACCGGCAGGACGCGCGCAAGGUGUACAAGCGGCAGCUGCGCGAGCUGGCGCCCGACACGGCGGGGUACGAGCGCGCGAAGGCGGAGGCGGUGCGCCGCGCGGCUGCGAGUGGGGGCUUGGAUAUCGUCGAGGGCGCCGACGGCGAGCUCAUUGCUGUCGACCGCGAUGGCAGCUUUUACUCGACGGCUGAUAGCACCGACUUUGCGAGCCAUCGCCCGGAUAAGGAGGGCGUGGAUAAGCUGGUCGGUGAGAUACGGAAGGCUGAGGAGGCGAGGCUGAAGGCCAGACGUGCGAGAGGCAUUGACGAUGAGGCGGGUGAUAUCACGUAUAUCAACCAGAAGAACAAGCAGUUUAAUGAGAAGCUGGCCAGGUUCUAUAAUAAGUAUACGGGGGAUAUUAGGGAGAGCUUUGAGCGGGGGACGGCGUUGUAGGGGGUGGGUGGGAGGGCAGGAAAAUGCAAGACGAACAGACGCGAGCAGAUAUGGGCUGAAGAAAAAGCACAACAGAACACGGCAUUAAUCAGAGCACCUUCCUUUCCUCCUUCCUUUCCUUCUUCUUUCCUCCGUCUGUAUUUGUACUACCAGCCUCUCCCACACAGCAGCAUGGCGGAUACCGAAGAAGUAAACUGUACAGUAUCUCCUGAUCGAGAAAUCCAUCGCAUCUGUUCGCACGUUCAUACGGAUGUAAUCCGUACGAGACGGAGACGGAGGGAGGGAGACAGAGAAGAAACCUACCUAUCUACCUC